Molecule: messenger RNA, 1389 nt
Organism: Abrus precatorius (Indian licorice)
Lineage: Eukaryota; Viridiplantae; Streptophyta; Magnoliopsida; Fabales; Fabaceae
Product: vacuolar protein sorting-associated protein IST1
Exons: 6
Coding region: 1-1389 (462 amino acids)
Biological process (GO): protein transport
Source: RefSeq, a predicted model, not a curated record
AUGUUUGAUGCUUUAUUGAAGCCCAAAUUCUAUUCCAAAUGUAAAUCGUGCUUGAGGUUAAUAAAGACAAGGCUGGAGACUAUAAGGAAGAAAAGGAACGCAGUGCAGAAAUUUCUUAAGAAAGAUAUCGCCGAACUUCUUAGGAGUUCCCUUGAUUACAACGCAUAUGGAAGGGCUGAAGGGCUUCUCAUAGAGCAAAACAUGUCCUCUUGCUAUGAACUCGUUGCAAAGUUUGCUACUUCCAUAUCUGCUCAUGUUCGAGACCUUUAUAAGCAGAGGGAUUGCCCCGAUCAAUGCAAGGAAGCUAUACCCUCAUUGAUGUAUGCUGCAGCAAGGUUUUCUGAUCUUCCCGAACUCCGUCACCUCAGAACUUUGUUCACUCAGAAAUAUGGGAAUUCUCUUGAAACUUAUAUAAGUCAAGAGUUUGUUGAAAGGUUGAGGCAAGAUCCUCCUUCGAAAGAAAUGAAGAUCCAGUUAUUGCAUGAUUUAGCCAAAGAGUUCUCUAUAGAAUGGGAUAGCAAGGCUUUGGAGCAGAGACUUUACUCACCGCCUCAGUUGCAUCAAGAGAAGCCUAAACAUCAUGAUCUAAAUGAUUAUGAAGCUGUCCCCAAAAUAGAUGAUGAAAGAGAUACCCAAUCUCAAGGAAGGAAGAAUAUCAGGGAUGCGUCUUGGAGGCUGCAAACCAACACUGACGAUGAAACAACUACUGACAUUUCAUUCCUGGAUGACCCAAAGGCUUCUUCAAGUUCAUCAGAAAGUGUGUAUGAGGUUGAUCUAGAAAUUAAGAAGCCAUUUUCCUACAACCUUAUUCCACCACCUUAUGUCAAAGAAAAUUUGAAUAAAGGUGAAUGCAGUUUGAAGGAAACAACAGCAGCAGAAGCUCCACCUGAAAAGGAAUCAAAUCAUGAUCUUCAUGAACCAGUUGCAAAAGUAAAGCCAAUACCAAGAUCAGUCAGGCGGAGACGUCCCAACAGAGUGACAGAUUCUAAAACUCCAACAAAAGUAGAUUCAGCAGGAAUGGAAUCUGAGAAAGCAAAGCAACUUGCAGCAGACGAAGGCGAUUCAAGGGAUGAAGAAAGGAUAAUGGAUGGGCUUUUACUACAUUACAGUAAGAAACAGUCUCCUUUUGAAUCAAGCACAAGAAACCAAUAUACAAAAGCUUACCCUUUGAAAGGACUAGAAUAUGAUAAUGGAAAUAGAAAAUCAAAUUUAUGUGCACCUCUUGUUAGAGGGACAUCUCUGCCUCCGGAAGAGACAAAUAAGGUAGAAACAUUAGAAGGGCUUGGAAGAGCAACUUCCUUUGUACCAGAAAUGUUGAGGACAGUGCAUCCUACUUUACCAGAUUACGAUGACUUGCUGACUCGUCUUGCAGCUCUCAGAGGAAGAUAA